AUGUCCCGUUCGCAAAAAUCUUUUGAUUUUAAUACAUCAUUUGGUCCAACCGCAUUUCCAAUCUCAUCAACUAUUUCACCGAUAAUGCCCUCACAAGAUUCAAAUCAAUAUUCAUACGUUGAUAAACAGAAAGCUAAUCCCAUCGUUUAUCUAAUCGAGACCGAAAAGGAAUAUAUAGAGGAUUUACGAUGCUUGCUUCAACAAGUCACAAAUAGUUGGGAUCAUGCUAAUCCCCCGCCACCAGAAUUGGAUGUCAUAUUUUGUGUUCUUAGCAAGAUUUAUCAUCGUAAUAACGAAUUCUGUUCGAGAUUAAUGCAAGUUGCAUCAUCACAACAAAUUGGUGAUGCUUUAAUGGAAUGGAAUAUAUCUGCACAAAGGAAUCAACCAGUGUCUUUAGACUUCUUCUUUGAAAUACCCCUCAAGAGAAUUCAUUAUUACAAAAAAUUAUAUAUGCGUACGAUUAAAAGUUUUGAACCUGGAUGGUCUGAUUAUGAUAAGUUCGCAGCCGCAAUCAAGCGUAUGGAUGAUCUAGUUGAAUUAGCAAAGAAAGCUAAAGAGUCGAACAGGCCGAGAAAUAAUAUUUCUUUGCCAGUCCCACAAACCGUAUUGCAUACGAUUAUUUCACCGCAAGGAGGUCCGACCAUUCCCGAAAUAACAAGUUCACAAAUUCCUUUAAAUUGGACUUUGACGGAGUUGGAAAGUCAACUUGAUACGUCACAAGUCACUGAUUUGUUCACAAAACAACUGAAGUCGUUAAAUGUUGUACUUACACCGCCUCAUCUUCCAUUUAAAAGGGAAAUAGUACAUCAUGAUGAUUUUAUAGUUGUACUUCAUGAUGGAGAUAGUUCUAAUGAUCACAGAGCCCAUGUGAAAGCUCAUUUAUUUUUAUUGACUGACUUGUUGUUAAUCUGCCAGCAAUUCACCCCAGAGGAAAGGGCAUUAAAUCCUUCAAAGGAGCUUAGGCUUUUAUAUCCACCAUUAAGCGGGAGACAUUUGAUGCUUAAUAAUUUAUACGACAAUAAAGAAUAUUUGUUGAAUCUUGUAGUUUUGCAAAAGGAACAUUUGGUUCUUCCAAGCACAAGACCUCAAGUUAAUGUAAACCUAUCACCUUCGAGAAAAGAGAAUAUUAAUAUCCAAUUAUCAGUACAAGAACCUUUAAGAGAUUUUUCACCAUCUAAACAAAAGCUUGGUCUUCCAUCAAGCCCACUGUCAAAUGACGCACCGUUACAGCGUUCAUCAUCUCCUCAAGAUAACAAUAUCAGCGCACCAAAUUCUAGAGAUAAUUCCCGGGCAGGAGAAAAUCAAGAGAGAUUGAAAUCACCUAAACUUAGUCGAUCUAAUUCAAUGACGUCAUUGUCCUCAGUUUCCAGUAUUGGGUCAUUUACAGAAACGAUCCAUCAAACACCUCCAUGUGAGGUAAAUCGUUGGUUUGACGGAGAAUGGAUUCCUUUAACUAAAAAUGACAAAUGUAUUGUAGAAAUAAAGAUGACAAGUUCAAAUAUUCCAUGUUGGGCUGUUCUAUUAAAAUCAAGUGGGCGUAUGGUUCUUAAUGCAUGGAUACAUCCCACAACUUCUUUACACAGGGAAUCUCCAUGUUCAAUAAGUGUAGCAUGUGAAAUGGGAAUGGUCAAAGAGUUUUAUAGGAUGACAUUACAAAAUUCGAUUGACUCGGAUAAAUUAUUUUCGGACUUUUUAAGAAUGAAGAAUUUUGGACCAAAUAAUACUCUGCCCAUACCAGGGCUUAUAUCUCGAUCAUCAUCAUUACAAAAUAAUCGACCGAUUCAACCAAUGAAAGAAAUUGAACAAACGAUGACAGAUGUUAUGGAUUCAAGGGUUAAAUUAUUUUUACAAAGUGAUCAUGGAAUUUGGACAAAUUUGGGUUGGGGAAAUAUGAUCCUGUCAUUGGAAACCCCUUCACAUCGCAAACGAAUUACUAUUCUAUCAGGGAAGAAUUCUAAACUAGUUGAUAGUUUUAUCGAAGACACAGGCGUCGGAAGAGUAGGCAAAUCUAGUGUUACCUUUAAAAUUAAUAAUGUAGGUGCUCCUACUCCUAUCAUUUAUAUGAUGCAAAUGAAAGAUGAUACAAUUGCAACGAAAGCUUUCGACAUUAUGAAAACUGCACCAAAAUCAUAA
Molecule: messenger RNA, 2133 nt
Organism: Funneliformis caledonium
Lineage: Eukaryota; Fungi; Glomeromycota; Glomeromycetes; Glomerales; Glomeraceae
Source: the annotation of a GenBank genome assembly